This is a messenger RNA of Verticillium alfalfae VaMs.102, 1497 nucleotides long. RefSeq names its product monooxygenase. The record is from RefSeq and is a predicted model, not a curated record. The transcript is spliced from 4 exons. The coding region runs from base 1 to 1497 and encodes 498 amino acids. Gene Ontology annotation, molecular function: flavin adenine dinucleotide binding; NADP binding; N,N-dimethylaniline monooxygenase activity. Lineage: Eukaryota; Fungi; Ascomycota; Sordariomycetes; Glomerellales; Plectosphaerellaceae.
AUGGAUCGCAAACACCUACCCCGGAUGGUGAGUUUCACGACCGCCGGUUGCCUUGACAAUGACGUUGCUGAACUUCCCAGCGGUUCAGAUGUGCCAAUUCAUCUUUACUCCUUCAGCUUCAAUUUGAAUCCGAACUGGACACAGGCUUUGGCUGAUCAAGAGGACAUACUGGAGUACAUUGAGUCAACAGUUGAUAAGUUCCACUUGCGCAAACACUUUUGUUUUAGUAUCGAAUGUCUAGGCGCCGAGUGGAUUCAGGGUGCUUGGAAGGUCAGGUUCCGCGACGUCAACUCGGGCCAGCAGUUCACGGAACAAUGUGAUAUAUUGCUGUCGGCCGUGGGAGGGUUCGCCGUUCCGCGAGAGGCUCGAUUCUCAAGCCUCAGCAAGUUCAAAGGACACAUUAUUCACACAGCUGAAUGGAACCACUCAUUCGAUUACACCAACAAACGGAUCGCUGUCAUCGGCAACGGUUGUAGUGCCGCACAGGUGGUGCCGGCCAUUGCCCCUUCCGUCAAGAAGAUCACGCAAUAUGCUCGCAGUCCUCAAUGGUAUCAUCCACGGCCAAAUAAACUUUUCACACCAUGGGAGAAGUUCUGUUUCAAGUACAUCCCUUUGUGGCAGCGAUGGCAUCGUUUAGACCUCUUCCUCAAGACGAAUCAGCUCGCCUCCGUCUACGGUUCAAACGCAAGCCAGGUCAGUGCAAGGCUGCAACUGGAAGAUGAGGCAAGGCGGUCUAUCCUCAGUGAGGCGCCAGAGAGGUAUCAUGACUUCAUUGUACCCAAGUUCCCGCUGGGUUGCAAGCGACGUAUUUACGACCCGGGCUAUUUGGCGUCUCUCCGCCGCGACAAUGUGGAACUUCUAGCACAGGGUAAACGAGAAUUCACAGAGACAGGCCUCGUUAGCGAAGAUGGUGUCGCCGAGGACUUCGAUGCCGUGUCUCUGCAUGAGCAGUGGGAAGAACAUCGUGGAGCUCAGGCUUACAUGGGCACUUUUGUGCACAACCACCCCAACUUUGCUAUCCUCUUCGGCCCGAAUACAUUUCCAGCCUUCAAUUCUGUCAUAUACUCAAUUGAGGUGCAAGUGGAUUACAUUGCCAAUGUUCUAAUGAAGCCUAUCAUCGACGGGUACGCUUCGACAAUUGAAGUCAGUUCGGAGGCUGAGGAGACCUUCGUCAGAGAUCUUGAUAGUGUCUUGGCCGAGACCGUUUUCGUUGCAGGGUGUAGCAAUUGGUACAUCAACUCUGCUGGUCGCAAUUCGGCAGCCUGGCCUGGCCUAGCCGCCACGUUCUGGAAAGCACCUUACUUCCCGAGGUGGGCCGACUUUUCCAUGACAGGGGGCUCCGUAUUUUGGCCAGUGCGGAAGCUGGGAAGACAUGUUCUGGCGUCCACGACUCUGCUUAGCACUGUCAUACUUGGUGCAGUUGCAGGCAAAGCAUUCGCAACCAUGGAAUCCCUGCCUCAGCCACUACGGUCUCUGAUUAGCCAAGUCAAGGGAUAG